This is a messenger RNA of Chlamydomonas reinhardtii, 9200 nucleotides long. RefSeq lists its product as uncharacterized. Gene Ontology annotation, molecular function: protein tyrosine kinase activity. The transcript has 9 exons. The record is from RefSeq and is a predicted model, not a curated record. The coding region runs from base 695 to 6451 and encodes 1918 amino acids. Lineage: Eukaryota; Viridiplantae; Chlorophyta; Chlorophyceae; Chlamydomonadales; Chlamydomonadaceae. Gene Ontology annotation, biological process: protein phosphorylation.
AUAAAGUCUAGCGGGAGCGUACUAUACGCCACAGGCUAGCUUGAUGCACUUUCGCAGCCUCUAGCGAGAACCUAUAGCACCCUGAAUCGCCCCAAGCUAUCUCACACGACAUAAAAUCCGCAUCCUCCUGAGAUUGCGGCUACAGGGAACACUACUGCAGCUCAUACUUGGCGGGGGAACCACUUGAUAUCGGCCCGAAGCUCAACCCAUGCAUGCUUCUGGAUUUAAACUCUGUCUUCCAGCUGUAGGGCCAUAGCUUGCCUAGCAAGAAGCGCGAAGCUAGCGCCUGAGCGCGUGCGUCACGUCACAGGCGUGCUCAGGCACGCGCAGGGCGACGCGCGUGUGCUAUUGUUAUAGUUUGGAGGUGCAUAUAAGCACGUAAGGCCGGCCGGUCUGGAACAGCGCUAUCCGGUUGCCAGGAUUUCUGCCGGUGCCCAGCUCGGCCUCCCCAAGGGGCCCCCCAGCAGUCAAAGGAGCUCACUGAGGCCAGGCCUAUCGGGCAUAACCACGGGCACGAGUACUUUGGUCAACUCUCGGACCGCGUUUUGAGCCGCACACACGCGAUGACGUUAGUUCCUCGUUCGUCAGCAUCCAGGAGCCGGGUGAGGCCUCUUGGAUGCAAAUAGAUGAUGCCAUGGUACAGCAGCAGGAGUCAGCGCGCAAGAGAGGCGUCCGCGCAAGAGUGACCGCCGGCAUGUUGGCGUUCGCAUUCCUCGCGGGGUUUUCAAUCGCGAGUGCAGCGGCUGGACUGCUAGCACUCAGCAGCUUGCUUGACGCCAUCCAAGUUGCAGCGCUGGCCGCCCCAGAGGCAGCGAGGCCAACCCACGUGUUUUCGAACCCCAGCCCACGCUCUGGCCCAGAGCAUGGCGGCAGCAAACAGCGGCUGGCGCCAGCCUCGUCUCCCGCCACAGUGCUGCUUCACGACGCCGCUUAUGAUGUCACCGCAUUACCCGAUCACCCGAUUGCAUUUUCGCCAUCUGGGUUCUCCAGCCUGGAGCUCCGGAGAACGCGACUGCACGGGCUGAGGCUGGAUGCUGACGAAGCGGCCGUGGCGGCGGUUUUACGCGCAGCGUCAGCAGCAGCAACAGAUGGCGGGCUGUACAAUUACCUCCACUCACACACCUCGCGUCAGCAGCAACAAGUGCCGUAUGAGGCUACAGGGGGAAACGGCGGCGUGCCGCCGCCGCGCCUGCAGUUGCGCUUUGCGGCGGCGCUGGCUGUGCGGUUUCUGCACCCCGCCGCCGCGAGUGGCUCGCUGCUGCUUCAAGACGUGGAGCUAGUGGACCUGCACGGUAUGGUGUGCGCCUGGCUGUCCGGCAGUAGCAGCAGCAGCGGCAGUAGCAGCUCAUGCAGCGGCACUGGCAGUAGCGGCAGUAACGGUUUCUUCGUGGAGCAGCUGCUGCUGCGGCUCCCGGCGGGCGGCUGGGGCAGCAACCCUGCUGCUGCUACCGUUGAUGCUGCUACUGCCGGCAGCAGCAGGCGGGGCGAGAACGGACACGCGUUCGGGGAGGUCCGUUUUGAGCUGCGCCGUGUGCGGGCCACCUGUGGCACGGCGGUCACAACCCAACAGGCUGUGGCCGCAGCAAUAACAGCAGCACAAGCAACAGCAACCGCAACAGAAACAGCCACGGACGCAGUAACAGCGACCAGCACGGCAGUGGCUCGGCGGCAUGCGGGCGAGCUGGAUGCAGUCGUCGCAGGCACCGCCGCUGCUACAGCCACGUCUGUGAAGGUUCCGGGCCGGCGACUGCUGGCGGCUGUAGCACCAGGUGCUGGCAGCAGCAGGGACCAGCAGGCGGCAGCGGCGGCCACACCACUGCUGGCGGCGUCAGGGGAGGUCGGGCAUCCCACUGCUGCCGCAUCGGCAGCCCGCGGCAUUGCCAGUGCGUGGGCUCAGAGUGUCCUGGCGGCGCUCGGGCUGCUGGCGGCUGUGUGCGGUGUGUGGCUGAACAAGCUCCUGAGCUGCGCUUGCAUGCGCCCGGCAGACCAACACGCGGGGGACGGUGCGGAGAGGCAGCAGCAGCGCCGCAGCACCAGUCGCUCUGUACACGGCGGCAGCAGUAACAACAAUCGCUCCACCCACUCGGUGCACUCGGCGGUGCGUGCAAGCCAUCAGGGCAACCCUCUGUCGGCCCUGUCCCGCCUGAGUGCACAGCUCCGAGCCAAAGGGGAAGCUGGGAGCCGCGAGGGCAGCCGGCAUGGCAUGCUUCCGGACGCAAGCAGGCACGGCAUGCCUCGUGGGACCGGCGAGGGCAGCGUGAGAGGUGGCGCCGCCAACGCGGCGGCGGCGGCGGCGGGUGCCAACGGCGACGCGGCUCGUGCUCCGUCGCGGCCGCCGCCGCUGCCGGCGCUGCUGUCUCAGCUGACGGAGGUACAGGCGUGCCCGAUGAAGGGGCGACUGGCGUCGAUGCUGCAAGGCGUGUGGGCGGGGCACCAGCGCUCCCUCAUCAAGAUCAUGCUUCACGGCGAGGACUGCUCAUUCAUGCUGGAGCAGGUGGGUGAGGUGUGGCACCGGCUGUCACACCCCAACGUGGUCGGCUGCUACGCCGCCGAGACCUUCGCCACCACCGCACUGGCGGCCGCGCCAUCAGAGCUGGCCGCGCUGCUGCCGGAGCCGCCGCCGCCCGACCCCGAGCUCCCCGCCGACGACCCCGCCGCCCUCACCCUCCAGUCCUGGUUCGUGCUGGAGCGCUGCGACGCCGGCUCCCUCGCAGUGCUGCUACAGCAGCGCUACAGCCAACUGCAACUGCAGCAACAGGCUGCGGCUGCGGCAGCAGCGUUGGCGGCUGCUCCGCCGGCCUCUGCCUCUACGCCCCAGGCGGGCGGGCGCCGCGCGCCACCGAGCAAGGAGCGGUCGCUUGGCGCCAUGAGUUUUGCCAAGAAGCUUGGGCGGCUGAGCCGGGGCUCAAGGCGGAAGAGCAACGCCACAAUGCCCGCUGAGGCACAUGCUACAGCUGAGGCACAUGCUACCGCUGCGGCAGCCGCAGCCGCGGCGGCGGCGGCGGCUGACGUCACGCCGAGUGCAUCAGGCGCCGCCACCCCUGCUGCCCGUUCAGGCGGCGGCGCCAGCAGCGGCGCCGAUGAGGGCAGCGGAUUGGGGGAUCUGCCUUCGAGCCUUGUCACUGGCAUGACUGAUGGCGGCGGCACGGGCACGACUGCGAUGUCCGAGGCAGCGGAGACGCCGCCGCAUGCCACCACUACUCGCAAGGCCGCCGCGGGCGCUGCUGCGGCGCCUGACGUUGCUGGCGCUGUCGCGGACAUUGCGGCCGCUGCAGGUGCGGCGGCGGCGCCAAACGUUGCCGCCGCCUUGGCUGCAGCCAACAUGAGUGGCAGCGGCUGUAGCAACGGGGAGUUACCGCUGCCGACGCUGCUGCCUGUGGCUGAGGCUCUGUCCAUCGCUGCUGACGUCGCCGCCGGCCUCGCCUACCUGCACUCCCUCGACCUCUGCCACGGCGACCUGAGGGCCGAGAACGUACUGCUCCAAACUCUUGUACUGCCGGGCGCAGCCCGUGGCGGCGGCGGCGCAGCCGCCGGUGAGGCGGGCGUGGCAAGCAACGCAGCACUGGCGGCGGCGGCGGAUGGAGAUCACGUGUCAUCAGGCGUCGCCACCACCGCAGCGCGGCGCUCGUCGUGCUGUGAUGGCGAGCGGGAGCAUAACGAGCUGUUGUACGGCAGGGUCAGCGAGCACAGCGACGUGACCACGAUUGACGGCUUCAACUCAACCACCGUACUGCUGGCGGCGGCGGCGGCGGGCCGCGACGGAGGCGGAGGGGUGGAGUACGGCAGUAGCUUGCCCACCAUCCCGCCGGGCGCGCAGGCCCGCAGUAGCUUGGGCCUGCAUGGUGCGGCGGGCGCGACGGCGGCGGCGGCUGACAGCAGCAACCACACGGUGUGGAGCAGUAGCAUGCGUCAGAGCACUGGCUUCAUGACCAGCAGUAGCGCGCACACGGCAUUCACGCUGGGUCCAACGCCCGCCGCCGGCAGCGCCGCCUCCGCCGGAACCUUCACCGGCCUGGCGGCGCACUGUAACGCCAGCGCCAACGGUUCCAACCACAACGGUAACGGACAUAACGGUAACGGAAACUUCGCGAGCGGCAGUCUGCACGGCGCCAACGGCGCCUUCCGGCCGGCGUCGGCUGUGUCCUUGACGCCGACGACGACGCAGUCCGGACGCUCGUAUUUUGGCGGGGCGGCGGCGGCGGCAGCAGGAGCGGCGCGCAUGCCUCUGACGCGUCUGUCCGAGCAGCAGAGUGACGGCGACACUUGCAAAGCCGCGAGUGCUGUCGCCGCGCUCGUCGCCGAAUCAGGCGUCAUUACGCUGCCAGCCAACUCCGAGGGCGGCCUCGUGCCGCCCUUCAACGUAACCGCCACUGCGGUGGCGAUCAUCGGUGGCGGCGGCGCCGCCGCCGCAGGUGGCGGUGCCGCCGCCGGGGUUGCGCCGCGUGGCAUUGGCGGCACAAUGCUUGGAGGCACGAACACGCAGCUUGUGUCCGGCGGUGUUAUCGUCAACGCCAUCGACGGCGGUGGCAGCGCUGCCGCCGCCGCGCUGGCCACGCACAGCCGCAAGCUCAACGGCUCCCUGUCUGCGCAGCAGCAGAACAUCAGCGGCGGCGAAAUGUCCGCUACCAGCAGAGCCCUGGCCGGCUUGGCGUCAUGGCCCGAGUCGCCGCCGGAGGAGGGCGCCACCGCCGCCGCCGCCGCCGUGGCGGGCGCCCUGCAUGGGGCCCGUGUUGGCGGGUUAUGUGGCGGCGGCGGCUCCGCUGUCAUUGCUGGGAUGUCGCCUGUGGCCUCGGGUACCAUGAGCAGCUAUCGACGUCGCGGCAGCGGCAUUGCCCGGGCGGUGCUUGUGGGAGGGCUGCGGAGCGCUCUGGCGGAGCCGCCGGCAGCGGCGGCCGCGUCAGCGCAUGCCGCCAAGUCAGGGCGUGCGGCUCCGCACGCGGCGGGCUCGGGCUCCUUUGGCGACGUCGCCGCCAGCGGCGGCGGCAACCGCAGCGGCGUAUCCUACCCCGCGCAGGCAUUGGCGGCGGCGCGCCUGCCCGGCGACUCUGGCCUUGCCGCGCUGCCUCCGCUGCUGCUGCCGCUGCCAGCAGACCAUGCCGGCAUCACUGUUGAGUUCCCAGCCGCCGCCGACGUUCCCGCCGCUGCUGCGGCCGCCGGAAUGCCGCCGGCGCCUGCGCCGCCGGCGGCACCGCUGCCGCCGCCUCAGACGACGCAAGGCGGCCGCCGCAGCUCCUCGCUGCCCGUCAUCCGUCGUGUCGCCAAACUCACGGACCCGUGGCUCGCGCUGGCGCGGCUGCCCGCCGAGUGCGCCGGUGGGCCGUGGUCCCCUGAGGUGGCGGCGGCCACGGGCGUCACCAGCGGCUGUGACGUGGCGCACCUGGCUCCCGAGCUGUUGCUGUCGGGACGACUGCACCCCAGCUCCGACGUCUUCUCUUUGGGCAUGCUACUGUACCGCAUGCUGUCGCCCACCGGCGAGGCACCGUACGCCAAGAUGAAACCGGCCGAGGUGGCGUACAAGGUGGCGGCGUGCGGCAUGCGGCCCGCCUUCUCGCCUGCCGUACCCGAGCCGUUACGGCGGUUGGUGGAGGACAUGUGGGCCUCGGAUCCCGCCGCUCGCCCCACCGUGCCGCAGCUGCGGAUGCGGCUGUCGGACCUGGCGGCGGCGGCGCCGGCCCUGCAGCGCCAGUGGCGGGAGCGGCACGCGAUCUUUGGGGCGGUUGCGACCGUGCCUAUCACGGCGGUUGCUGUGGUGCCGCUGGUCGGCGAGGCACACGACGUGGCGCACCGCUGGGCCGAUGCCGCCGGCAUCCGCCUGCCCCGCACCAGCGUGAGCAGCCGUGGCGGCGGUGGUGGCGGCGCCGGCGGCUACGCCGCCGCCGGCACCGUCAUGGCGGCCGAGGGGUCGGUCGGCGGCUCCAGCGGCUUUGCGCGCAGCAGCCGCGGCGCCGCCGCUGGCGGCGCCGGUUGGCCGGUUUAUCAGUCGGUUUCGGUUGGUUACCGCAGCGACGCAACGGCUCACGCCUACGAUGGCGGCGCGCCGAGCGCCACCGGACAUCACACGGGCGGCGGCGGCGGCGGCAACGUGGGCGGCGGCAGCUACGUGACUAGCGGCGGGCACACCAGCACCACGGGCGGCACGAGUAACCUGAUGAUGGCGGCUGGCGGCGCCGCCGCCAGCAGUGGCCUCAGGUCGGCGGUUGGCGGUUUUGGGGGUUUUGGUGACGUGUCAAACCAUGGCAACUCAUCACACGCGCUGGUGGGAAGCUCCCGCUUGCACAGCGCGGUGGUCGCGGCGGCGCCGUACCACCACGCCCAGUUUGCGGCUGCCAACCGCUCCAACAGCAACCAUAGCGGCGGCGGCGUGGCGGGCGGCGGCGGCGGCGGUUACCACGGCCGCAUGACGGUUGCACAGUACGGCAGGAAGGACAGCCGUGCGCUGGAUCCACUUUAAGGGUUUUGAAGCCAUACAUCGCAUCAUUUUCUUCAAGAGCCGUGAGGUAGCUGUUGCGUACCUGCAUGCGCAGCAGGCACCGCAUCAGCGCACGCAGUUGCACUUGCGCGAGCGCUACGUCUGCUGCUGGGGGUGCGCGGGUUUGCGUCGCGUCGGGGCCGUGCGCGCGCAGCGCGCGGCGGCGGAGCGGAGAUGGAGGUGGCAGGGACAGUGCGUGGCUAGCGGUGGCAACUUUGCACCCAUCUUACAACAGCAGUGGGCGUGCGGGACCGCGCAGCUGGUGGGCUACCGUAAGCUGUGUUGAGUAUGCUUGGAAGAUGGAUUGUGCAGCUGAGGAUGCGGUCGUGGGAUGCGGUGCUGCUGCUAUUAUGCAAUCUAUUCAUACUGCUGUAGUGUAACGGGUGCACGCUGGAGUCUGUCACGGACGGUUUAGCGCUGAGCGAGGCUUAAUACCAUUUAUUGACGUAUGUUGCGGAACUAAUGCGUACGUAGACCAGAGUGGAAGGCGGAGUGGGCCACCAUUAGGAUAAGACUGCUGAGAUGAGAUGGCCCCAUGUUGGACAAAUCGAAGCCACACACACCACGCGUACCUUGGAAUGUCAACCGCUGCUGGCAGAGACAUGUUGGCGCGCUGAUCAUGGCAGGCACACAAGCACGUAGGUUACUGCUUACUGUGGGCAUGUAUGUCAAGUGUGUCCUGGUGAACACGAAGAACCUUAUUGGUGAACACGAAGCGGGAGUGUGUGGGACUUUGGGAGGGGUACCUAUGCCAUGUCUGUGCGCGUGGCGCACAUAUGGUUGCUCUGGGUUUGAAUCCACGCACUGCCUAUGGCAGGGCUUGUUCAGGGAGACAAGCUGACAUGGGUAAGAAAAGAGCGAAAGAGUCACGGGGUGUCCCUAGCAGUGCCUGUGUGCGUGUAUGUGAUCGGGUGUGCGUGAUGAGCAGCCGCCGUGAGCCGUGCCUGUGGCGCCACUGGCUGCCGGGGGCUGCUUUGAUUUGCUGCCGCCACCGCCACAGCCGUCUUUCAUUAAUUAUAUGUAUUACUACCUAGUGCUACUGGCGCACCUGUCCUGGCUUGAUAUUGCUGGGGCUCGUCUGCAUCCCUAGGAAUUUUGAGCUUGCUUGCUUGCUGAUGUGGGUCGGCACGUAAGGAGGUUGAGCGGCCGGCGGCUGCCAACGCAAAACAUGAUGGUAUUGCGGUAGGUUGGGGCCGGGCGGGAAGGCGCGGGAGUAGGCAGGGGGUGCGACUCAUUUCAAGUAACAGCAGCGUGCCCGUCCACAAUUUGCUUGCUUGUGUGGAACCGGUCACCUGUCACGCGUUGUAUUAUUGUAUUGUAAGGUAAGUGUACUAAAGACAAGGAAAUGUGGCGGCGGCGGUGUAGCUGGAUGGUGGUUGUGAUCACUCUUGUGCGUGUGUUUCAUGCUGAUUAAGUGAUGUGGCGCAGCCGUACGUCCGCAUGGGGCCAGGCGGCAUUGGGUCAUGAUCCGGAUGUGGCUAGAUGUGGCGCGGGGAUGAAAAGCGUGUCCGAGCCUAUCCAACUUUAUUUCGCUGCACUUGCGUGAUCAGUGCUCAUCCCUGUCUGCACGCACACAACUCAAACAACAAAGCACCAACUCACAGACUUUCAUGGCACGGUUUUCAUGUUGUAGCCUCCUAGGGGUGUGCUGUGCAGGUUGCGUGUUUCUUACUUGGAAGUAGCCUCGUUGGAGAAAACGAACGACCGGUAGGUAGGCAUGAUCAGCAAAGUUUGUUGCCGGUCGCUAUAUGUCAUGCGCGAGUGCGAUGGCAUGCAGGCGCGCAUUGAUUGCCGUGCUGUGCGACAGCACGCUCAUGUGAUGAGGUGCAGGGGUCGUGUCGUGUGCGUGCAAAUGAUGUGGGUAUCUCCAUGCGCAACCAUUCUAUGCGCAGACCCACCAUCCAAGCAAGGCGCAGGCCGGGGUACGUUUCCAAGUCGAUGCCAGCGAGGUGUAGCGCAAUGGAAGUCUGGGCUUUUUAAGCGCCGUUGAGGCAGGGUUAAGGACCUUCCUGGCUCCAGACACCCGGGCUGGCUUGAGUCUGGGUGUGCGUACAUGCAAGAAGGACGUUCACGGCUGUGCGACCGUUUCGAAAGAUGCGUGUCCUUUGAUUUGAAUGCCUUGGCUUGCUGUGACCAUGUGGGUCGUGGCGGCCUGGGGCAAUAGGCUGUAUACCUCUUGGAAAUGCGCGUGGCUUGGGCGAGCAAGAAGUAAGGGUAGUGGCUGCGUGCGUAGCGGCGGUAGAGAAGUUACGGAUAGGCAGCUCUGUGUGGAUGGGGUUCUCUGAGUUGCGGCUGUCUAUCUGAUGCCUGCUUUCCGCCGGCGGCAGAUAGAGUGCUGGGUGCAGGCAUCAAAUAAGGCGCAUGGCGGGCAAGAUGGCGUGUCAGGCGCUUCUCCCGUGUGUGCCCAUGUGUGCGAGUUGCAGGUAGGAGGAUUUAUUUACACGUCGGUAGCCAUUAUUAUAGCACAAGGAUUACUAGCUAAGGCACCCUAGGAGACGGCCGGGAUUGGGCGCGUGGUUGCGGCCUUGCAUGCGCUGGGUGGCGGUGGGUGGAUGUGGAGCGGCCAGAGUUACGUGUAUAACGGGUCAGCCGCGCCCAGCAGGCACUGUCUGGCUCGCUCUGCUCGACCGCUGAGCCGUGGGCCAGGAAUGCCGUACGUAUAGUAGCCGCAGGCAAGGCAGGCCAAUAGCGCGGGAGCCUGGUACGGUAUGUCAUUUAAGCCAAAAUAAUG